AUGGCGUAUGACAGCCCCCAUGGACUCAUCGCUGCGGCCGUCAUUGUCCAGACACUGGUUCUGCUGAUGAUCGCUUCGCGAUUUGUGUCGCACAAAAUGAAGGGUCUGACGCUCCACACCUCAGACUACCUCAUUAUCGUUGCGGGUUUUUUGUCGACCGCUCUGGCGAUAGAACAGAUCUACUGCGCUGCGAAUGGCCUGUUCGCAGUGCGAGUUGCCCCUUUGCAGAAAGCAAAUCCUACGGCCGCAGUGGAUUUCCUCUACAGACUACGCAUGCACAAUUACUCCUUCGUUGUAACCGGCAUCCUCGCCAUCGGGUUCAUUAAGACCUCCGUUUCAUUUUUCUACCUCCAGAUCUUUAGCAUCCCGAAGUUUCGCCCAUUCAUUAUCACAUGGAUCGUUAUCAUGGUCUUGUGGACGAUCAGCUUCUUCACUGCCUUCAUGGCCAUCUGUGGAGAUCACGGCAUCUUCUCCGCGCGAAGCCAUAUGAACCCCGCGAUUCAGGCGAAGGAGUGUGGAUCCACCCAGCAGUUGGACUUCGGCGUACUGAUAUCUGGCACUGUGUCUGAUUUCAUUACGGUGCUCAUGCCUAUACCAAUGAUUUGGACCCUCCAUCUUCGAACAACGGAAAAGAUUUCCAUCGCUGCGAUAUUCUUGGUGGGGCUGCUGUCCGUUGGAGCUAGCACUGCGCGAUCCUACAUCGGUAUCUACACCAAGUUCGCUCCCAAGGAUAAGAUCAUGGACUCUGGACGUAAGUAA
Didymosphaeria variabile is the source of this 759-nucleotide messenger RNA. RefSeq lists its product as uncharacterized. Bases 1 to 759 code for a protein of 252 amino acids. The transcript is spliced from 5 exons. NCBI's taxonomy places the organism in Eukaryota, Fungi, Ascomycota, Dothideomycetes, Pleosporales, Didymosphaeriaceae. The record is from RefSeq and is a predicted model, not a curated record.